Molecule: messenger RNA, 1227 nt
Organism: Cyprinus carpio (common carp)
Lineage: Eukaryota; Metazoa; Chordata; Actinopteri; Cypriniformes; Cyprinidae
Product: NADH:ubiquinone oxidoreductase complex assembly factor 1
Exons: 5
Coding region: 236-1156 (306 amino acids)
Biological process (GO): mitochondrial electron transport, NADH to ubiquinone; mitochondrial respiratory chain complex I assembly
Cellular component (GO): mitochondrion
Source: RefSeq, a predicted model, not a curated record
ACUCUCAUACACACGACUACAUAAACAGGGUCACAAAUGUACUGUAUCUAAUAAUUAUACUUUAUAUGUAUGCAUACAGUUGGCGAAAAUCAUAAUGAUAUGUGUCAAUCGCUAAAUUUGAAGUGCUUGGGAAUCAACUGCGACAGAUAUUUGUUGUCGGUAGGACCCUAAGCACGUGUGCUUGUCCAAGAUUCUACUGGAUGCCUGAUCUGAUCGCAAGAGCUACUACUAGCAAAUGGCUGCGUCAAAGACAACAUUAAAAACUCUGUUUGGAGUUUAUGGUGUCAUUCACAGACGGACUCUGUUAUUGCCAUCUACCCUAAGAUGCCCAGUUAUACUGAGCACCAGGAGCAUCUAUGAGCGUGAUUACCGCAGACCAGGCCAGCCUCCAGACACCCGUUGGCCCUGGCAAAAGAUACGAUUUGAUUUCUCCAAAGGUGUCGAGGGUAUCAAGAAGCACAUUGGGUUGCUUAAGGAUGAGUUUGUCCAGCGCUGGACUGGACCUGAAGGAAGGCCGCUAAUAGAGCACAUGCUGGAACAGACACGUGUCCAGUGGGAGUUCCGUGGACCGGAGAGUCUCAAUCAGUGGGUGGUGUCAUCCGAUCAGGAGAUUGGGGGUCGCAGUGAGGCAUACAUCAAACUGGGCAGGAACAACACCACAUGUUUGCUGUACGGGACCUUGUGCUCCACGCCUCCCCGUGAUGGAGAGACUCGAUACAGUGGAUACUGCACUCUGCGCUCCAAACAACCGCUGGCCUCAUUUGACAGAAAAAAGCAGUAUGACUGGUCAAGUUUCAAUACAUUACAUAUGCGUAUCCGGGGAGAUGGAAGACCGUGGAUGGUAAAUGUGUCUGCUGAGACCUUCUUUUCUCAUCAGAGAGAUGACAUCUACAGUUACUUCCUCUACACUAGAGGGGGACCCUACUGGCAGGAUGUCAAGAUUCCAUUCUCCAAGUUUUUCCUUUCCAGCCGGGGAAGAAUACAGGAUGACCAGCAUGUCCUCUGGUUAGAUAAGGUAAAGAGUAUUGGUUUUACUUUGGGAGAUAAGGCAGACGGCCCAUUUCAGCUUGAGAUUGACUUCAUUGGUCUGUGCAAUGACCUUGCCCACACAGAGGAGUUUGCAUAUGAGCUUUACAAGAGAAACCCAGAGGUCUAGUUGGAUUAAACAACAUUCAGCAAUUGUAGAGAACAGACAGACACAGCUUUAUUAAUAAAAACUUAACUGGA